Dothidotthia symphoricarpi CBS 119687 is the source of this 5631-nucleotide messenger RNA. RefSeq lists its product as uncharacterized. The record is from RefSeq and is a predicted model, not a curated record. NCBI's taxonomy places the organism in Eukaryota, Fungi, Ascomycota, Dothideomycetes, Pleosporales, Dothidotthiaceae. The coding region runs from base 369 to 5513 and encodes 1714 amino acids. The transcript has a single exon.
AUUCGCAUCAAGUGUUCCUGCGCCUGCAAUUUUUAGCCAUAUCUUUACUUGAAUUACAGAUCUAUACGGUGACUUUGUAAUAUCGCUGAUCUCACCUUCUCGUCGUUUCUGUGGGCAGCUUCGCCACCCUGUCUGUACCAGUGCUGAACACCAAAAACUCUGGGUCAUUGAAUUUACAUCGACAAUCCUUUCACUCUCGUCACAUAUUAAUCUCAACGCAUACGGAUGAUUCUGGCCAAAACCCCUGACUUUUGACAUUCCUUCAACCUUCAACCUGGAAUCCGGGACACAUCACGACUUAUCAGCCACAUUCGCCACAACCUCAUCUUCAACAUCAAGCUAAGAAUCCGAAACCGUAACAGUCCACCAUGGCCGCAAUAGAUUUUGCGCGGUUGCGCAACCAAACAAUGGCCGAUGGCCUAGACAGCGAGGUCACAGUCAAUACAAGGUCGUUGAUUGAUAAGGUUUUGGCGCGGUAUUCUAGUGAACACACAACUCUACGAGAAUUAAUUCAAAAUGCUGCCGACGCCAAAGCCGACACUGUGGUAAUAAGACUUGAGACGGAUCCUUCUCUGAACAUACCUACGCCACAAGGUACAGAUGACUCGAUCCUGUUGAAACACAUCAUCCAGCACCAUACUCUCAAACGACUGAUAGUCACCAACAAUGGCCAACCGUUUACAGCCGCAGAUUGGAGCCGACUAAAAAGUAUUGCGGACGGAAAUCCAGACGAGACGAAGAUCGGGGCGUUUGGUGUUGGCUUCUACUCAGUCUUCGCUGACUGUGACGAACCUUUUGUUGUCUCUGGCGACAGAACGAUGGCGUUCUAUUGGAAAGGGAACACUCUGUCUACAAAGGUCGCCAACGUCCCAGCCGAGCACGCAACAUCAGACACAAUGUUCUCCCUGGAUUAUCGGCAAGCCAAUCCGGCGUCACCAUCAUACAAUCCUUCGAAGUUACCCAACAUACCGACAUUAUGCCAGUUUUUGGCGACCAGUUUGACCUUCGUUGGGCUCAGCAAGAUUGAACUUCAUGUGGACGAUCACGUAGUGGCGUCCCUCACUAAAAAGAUUUCACCGCCUGAAGACGUUCGAGUGCCUGGGACUCUGAAGACAGAAACUGAAGGCGGGCUGAUGCGCGUCACGCACGUCACACGUCAGCAUUCUCAAAUAGAUGCCGAGUGGUUGAACGUCAUUGCAUCUGCUCAGAAUCCACCGAAGAGACCUUCAGAGUUGGUGCAGCAGGAAGUUCGCAAUGCGGGGACUUCAUUGAAAAGCUUUUUCUCCAGAUUCUCGAAUCCAGUUCCACAAGCCCCAUCGAGGGCUCCGAAGCCGCAGUUGGCUGAGAGGAUCAGCGUUAGCGAAGAUAUAGCGGGAGAGUCAAAGGGCACGAUAUUCCUGCAAGUCUGCACAAUCGAAGUCGCCACGCGCGUGUCCCGCAAUUUUGCAGCGGAGAUCGAGCGGGCGACGAAGAAGGCACCACCAAAAACAACAAAAAUCGCUCUGUUGACAUCGCCAUAUCAAGAGUCUUCGACAAGUCUUUCAACAGGAUCAGGGAGCACAGCAGAGCUGGCCUCGAAGAUCUUCGCGGAGGUGUUACCAACAAAGGCCGGUCGUAUUUUCAUCGGAUUUCCUACCGCGCAGACGACCGGCUUCCUUGCUCACAUCAGCGCUCCGUCACUCAUCCCAACGGUCGAACGAGAAAACGUUGAUAUGAAUGCCCGAUUCAUCUCCACAUGGAACAUUGAACUACUGCGUGUAGCUGGACUGGCAUGUCGGAUUACCUACGUCUCUGAGAUGGCAGACAUUCAGGCACGCGUCGGAAAAGAGUCUGUUGACUCUUUAGUUCCCAGAGCGAUCUACACCUUCAAGCAAUACACUGCGAACGCGUCUCAUCCUUCCACAUCCUUAGGAGAGAAGAUUGACGAAGCAUUCUGGAGCUGCUCUAAGGAACGCUCCAUCGAUAUACUCUCUACGAAGGGAGUCAUGGCAAGCAAGCAUGUGCGCAUGCCGGCGGAAACUUUGAGUUUUCUGGGAGAAGUUCCAAUGGUGCCUCAAGAAUUAGCCAACGGGGCCGUCGACUUCAUGCUCAAUCUUCACAACCGAGGGUUCAUUUCGGAACUCACGAUGCAAGACAUCCGCAAGGGCCUUGAGUCUCGUGCGUUGAAUGAGGAUGAGCUGUGUGAGUUCUUGAAAUGGUGUGGCUCCAAGCUUGAGAGUAAUGAAAUCGAUAUUCCCGGCGCGCGUAGUCUUUUCGAGAAUACGGUUGCGAACAUCGACGUGCAGCCUGACAAGAACUCUGGGAAGAUUCUCGCUCUAGGAGACAUCGAUACAUAUGUCAACCCAGCCAGGAUCACGCCUAGUCUACCAUUGCCCCCAAGUACAAUCCCUUUUGUCUUUACGAAGGGCAUGUCGAUCAAGCAGCUGCAAAUGUUCGCCUGGAUAGAGUUGUCCAUGGUUCGAUGGCUUCGGCAUAUGACGACACAACCCCAGCUUGAAGAAUUUACGACGUCUGAGACGCUCGCUUCUGCGGUGCUUACUUUGGCAUCGAAAUGCUGGGAACAAUUGGAUACAACUUCCAAAGAUACUGUAGUCAAGAUUUUGACACCUCACGCCAUUAUGCCGACCAAAAUGGGAAUGCGCCGUCCACAAGAGUCCUACUUCCCCACGGUGAAACUGUUCGACGACCUGCCGACUGUCCAACCGUUUGCUGGAUCCAAAGACAAGUUCCUACUUGCGCUGGGAGUCAGAAAGACCAUUGACCUACCUAUGGUGUUCGAUAGAAUGCGAAACCGUGAUACCGCGCAACCCUCAGAGAAAGCGUCUUGGAACCAUGUCGACCUGAUCCGAUACUUUGCAUCUGUGAUGCAGGAGAUCCCCAGGAACGACCUUUACCGGUUGCGCGAUACACCAUUCCUGCCGGGAGAAGGUGGACCCAUUGAGCAAGGACAACUGUUCAAGGCUUCCGAACUUUAUGCUCCUGACCCAGCUAUACUUACUUUGGGAUUGACCCAAAUCAAAAUACCCUUUGAGUUCAAGGCUACCUCGCGUGAAGGUGUACUGCUACUGGCUCUUGGCUUGAAGCUGUGGCCUACAUCUAUGACUAUCGCGAAGAUUUUGCAUCGCGCUGGGCAAUCAAAUGACAAACACCUCUACAAUCUGACCAUGGAUUACUUCCUGCAGAACCACUACAGACACAGCUAUGCCUCGGAGACGGCACAAUUUGCUGCGCUGGCCAUUCCAAUCUUGCCUACGGACCAAGUCCCUUUCCCUGCACUAGUAGGGCCAUUUCAAUGCUACACGAACGAAAAUGCAGCUUGUUUUGGAUUUGCGAUUCUCAGAAAGGAUCUCCACGCUCAUGCUGAAAAGUUUGGAGUUCAACGUGAUCCCAACAUCGCGCCGUGUGUGCAGUACCUGAUGAAGGCGCCUCCAAAGACCAAGGUAGAUGCGGAGAUACAAUUCGGCUAUCUUGCGUCUCGUGCGACCGACCUCGAACAAAAUCGUGGCUUGAUUGGCAGCCUCUCAUCAGCCAACAUCGUACCUGUAUUCCGGAAGUACUAUCUCGAUCCCACAUGCAGUGGUUUUGAAGAUCGAACGAAGCGCCAGACGGGCAAGACGGAGUAUCGCGUUCAUCACUUUGAUCCACCCGAGCAUGUCUUUGUUGGUCGCGAUCAAGAGUACAAAGGUAUUCUUGAUUACGUUCAGUAUGGUCCCGAGGCGACUGCAUUUCUCUUGAAAGUUGGAGCAAAGCACGAGCCAAGCAUACACGACCUGGCGGCCUUGCUGGCGAAGAACCCCGCUCGGUUCCUUAACACAAUUGGACAAGACAAAUACCUCGACCUGCUUAGAAAGCUGGCCGAUCACGCAGGUAACCUGUGGAAAGACAAGGAACUGGUGCAGACGCUGCUUGCGUCAAGAAUACUCCUGGGCUAUCGGGACAUCAAGGAGGAUACCAAGAAAUCAGAGGGGGACGAGGAUGACUUUGAUGACUUGGACGAGCCUGGUGUGCACCGAGAAUGGUCCCUCAACCAGGCUCGUGAGAUUGUCAUCAUCGACAACGUCAACUUCCUGACCAGAUUUCGGGACUACAUCAUUGCGGCGCCUCAGGAGGAGCUGCUUGAAGAGUUUUACGCUCGUUUCGGCGUUCAGAAGGUAUCGGAUCUCGUCAAGACAGAGCAGCGAAUUGGCACAGUAGCUCGUGAUCAGACUCCUGCGCAACAUCUGCGGAAGGAUAUUCUGGAGCGCGUCCGACUUUUCCUCCACGAGUAUGAGCGCGACGCUUCGUCAAAUGCUGUAAAGGCCGAUGCAAAGUGGCUCAACUCAAAUUUGACUGUACACUGUGUGUCUGAUAUCGGGAUUCGCUACUCGCUUGCAGAGCGGAACGUCGCUACGACGGUGAAGAAAACGGCAGUCAUCCUCAAGGUACGGAGUACAGGACACGUAUUGAGUAUCACACCAAAGUACGAUUUGUACGAAGUCUCCAGCGAGCUUAUCCGCCUCCUGAUCCGACGGCCCAAGCAAAACGACGCAAUCGCUCUGGAGCGAAUCUUGACCGAACCGCUCCGACGGCUGCAACAAAAGGGCAUCAACGUGGAGCGUAUUCUGCGCAAACGAGAGCACGAGGCGCGUAUAGCCCAGCAGCAAGAACUCGAACGCGAGUACGAAGAGAAACAGCACGCAGCCGAAGAAGCCAAAUCAGGCGUCGUCAAAGCCAUAGAGCCCCCCAAAGCGCCCGAGACACCAGAGAAAGGAGCCAGCAUGCCCGGCGCCUUCGGCAGCCCAGAAAACACCAUGGAGCUUGCCAACAAUCCCCGCAACGAAGACAAGAGCCUGAUCAACAACUGGGCCAAGAAACUCGGCUUCAAAACCGCUCCCACUGCACCUGCCCCUGGCGGCACAGAUGGCCCUCAGAUUAGCCGCGACAUCCAGGCCACGAAAUCAAACAUCCAAAACGCUAUCAACGAGUGCAGACCAACCGGCAUGCAGAACAUCAACACAAAGCACCACCAGGACCCCACCGAGCUCGACAGAGGCGGCUACUGCAACGGCGAGCAGUGGGAGAACCUACAUAAAGCCUUCUCCGUGCCCUACGCCGGCCGGCACGUCGACAUCUACUACGGGCGCGACGAGUCCGCACCGCUCGACACACUGCACUCGCACCUCUCCGCCUUCCUCCCGCUCGUCUUCGGCCUGACGGCCAUCUUCGCCGUGAAUCCCGCAGCGGUGAACAUCUUCCUCGACCGCAAGUCCAACACCGUCGCGUUCAAUCUGAGCGGCAGUCUAUUCUUCAACUUGGCGUGGUUCAUGGCGCUGCAUUCCGAGGGGUGGGGCACCAAGGAGGGCAGGCUUAGGGCGUUGGAUAGCUGGUUCUUCACGUUUUGCCAUGAGUUAGCGCAUAAUCUCGUCAGCGAUCAUAAUGCGCGGCAUAGUUGGUAUCAGCAGCAGAUUGCUAUUGAGUUUAGUCAGGAGUAUCGUAGGAGUUUGGAGGUUGCUACGAUGGGGAUGGCGGGUUAGAUUGGGGGGUUAGAUUAGAUUGGCGGGAAGAUGGGUUGUUUCGGCGUCUUGAUUGGGAGGAGGAACCGUUGUUUUGUUUUAUUUUAUAUCGCAUGUAGAUCAAUUUAUCAUCAGAGAG